AUGGUACAAAAUACCACAUGGUUAACAAAUACCAAAUACCACAUGGAACACAAUGGUACAAAAUACCACACAAAAUACCACAUGGACCACAUGAAAUACCACAUGAUACAAAAAUACCACAUAACAAAAUACACAAAUACCACAUGGUAUGGAUACCACAUGGAACAAAAUAUGGUGAAUACCACAUGGAAUACACAUGAUGGCCAAAUACCACAUGAGACCAAUAUCGAACAUGAACAUGAUACCACAUGGACACCUAGAGACAGCCACAGGAACCCACAGACACAGCCAGACAUUCCCAAAGACAGUCAGACACACAGACACAUGGAGAAACCUGCAGACACAACCAGAGACCCAAGGACAACCACAGAUACAUCCACAGACACGGCCAGACACACCCAAAGACAGCCACAGACACAACCAGACAUCCACAGACAUACUCAAAGACAGUCAGACACACAGACACAAGGAAACACAACCAGACACCCAAAGAAAUCCACAGACACGGCCAGACACACCCAAAGACAGUCACAGACACAACCAGACAACCACAGACAUGGCCAAACAUACUCAAAGACAGUCAGACACAAGGAAACACAACCAGACACCCAAAGAUAUCCACAGACACGGCCAGACACACCCAAAGACAGCCACAGACACAACCAGACAUCCACAGACACGGCCAGACAUACUCAAAGACAGUCAGACACACAGACACAAGGAAACACAACCAGACACCCAAAGAUAACCACAGACACGGUCAGACACACCCAAAGACAGCCACAGUCACAACCAGACACAGCCACAGACAGUCACAGACACAACCAGACACCCACAGACAUCCCCAGACACAGCCACAGACAUCCUCAGAUGCGGCCAGACAUCCCAGACACCCACAGACACGACCAGACACACCCACAGACACACCCAGACACAGCCACAGACAUCCUCAGACACCCACAGACAUCCACAGACGCGACCAGACACACCCAAGACACCCACAGACACACCCACAGACAUGCCCAGACACAGCCAGACACCCCCAGACAUCCCCAGACACCCACAGACAUCCCCAGAACUAGCCACAAACCCACAGACACACCAGACACAGCACAGACACGCCCAGCCCCGGCAGACCCGCCACAGCCACGUGGGCGGCGGCCGUACUUACAUUAA
Messenger RNA from Penaeus vannamei (Pacific white shrimp), 1176 nucleotides. Lineage: Eukaryota; Metazoa; Arthropoda; Malacostraca; Decapoda; Penaeidae. The record is from RefSeq and is a predicted model, not a curated record.